Molecule: messenger RNA, 1680 nt
Organism: Monascus purpureus
Lineage: Eukaryota; Fungi; Ascomycota; Eurotiomycetes; Eurotiales; Aspergillaceae
Source: the annotation of a GenBank genome assembly
GAGUCAAAUAUCCAUGUUCUCUCGCACAAGAACAAGCUCUUGCUGAUGGUAGACUGCGAGCAGAAUGGACAGGAUCUACUAUGGCUAUACCAAGAACUCUCCAGGUCACAUCUAUGAGGUGUAGACCGCAGUACAAUGUGGCUCUGUCAUGCAAAUCCUUCAGCUGCACACGCCAUUCUUCAACGACGACGACGACCUUGCCGAAACAUAGCUGGUCACUUCAUCCAUCAAGUGCAGAUAUAGCUAAUGAUGAAGUUGCACGGCUUGCAGCUAGUCGUCGAAAGCCCCUGACGCUUGCAGAUUUACUCAAGCACGGGCGUCCUCCAUUGUCCAAGGACUCGCUUCUUGCUUCUGCAAAUUUUACCCUUUCCCUUCUUCCUGCUAGAUUAGCUUCUCGAAUCCAAGCGCUCCGAAACCUUCCGUUUAUUGUCGUGUCGAAUCCGCACGUCUCGAAGAUAUACGGCAAUUACCUACAUUCCUUGUCAACCCUUCUCCCGUACCAGAAGAGGCAGAUUACAAACUUGGAAGAGGAGGAACAAUUCUCAAAAGUGUUGGCGGAUCUGGUUCAUACGCACACGAACACCAUCCCCAUACUCGCGCGCGGAUUCCUCGAGUGCAAGAAAUACAUCAGCCCAGUGGAGGUGACUCAAUUCUUGGACACACAUUUACGAGCAAGGAUUGGUACUAGGUUGAUAGCCGAACAGCACCUGGCGCUUCAUUUUUCUUCGCAACCGGUCUGUGACAAAGGCGGAAGCGCGGCAGUCAAUGAGUCAGCUCCAUCCAACUACGUUGGCGUAAUUGACACGGCCUUGCAGCCGGCUCGUAUCAUCAAGAUAUGUGAAGACUUUGUUGGGGAGAUCUGCGAGCUGAAAUAUGGUGUCCGUCCGCGAGUACAAAUCGGUGGUCAGACUGACGCCGUGUUCGCGCACGUUCCGGUGCAUGUCGAAUAUAUAAUUACAGAACUGCUGAAAAACUCUUUUCGAGCGGUGGUCGAGUCUGGAAAUGACUACGAGCCUAUCGAGGUGACUAUUGCGGCAGCACCAGAUGUACCGGGCAACCACGUAUGGGAGUUUUUCGACCAGCCCCAAGGCACUCAGACCGGAUCAAAUGAUACAGACGUCGGUUUCCAGAUCCACAAUGAGAACGGGACAACAGAAUCGACCCGGGACUCUCUCCGCUACUCGACGCCUUCCUCGCAGAGUAUUACGAUCAGAAUCCGAGACCGAGGUGGUGGGAUCCCGCCGGAGAUAUUGCCGCAUAUAUGGUCGUAUAGCUUUACUACGUUUUCCGAAGACCACUUGUCGAAUUCUGAGAACAAUUAUAUUGAUGCUUUGAACGCCAUUUCAGCUAGCGGUGGCCAGUUGAGCAGCAUCGCGGGCCUGGGGUACGGCCUUCCGCUGAGCAGAGCUUAUGCGGAGUAUUUUGGGGGUAGCAUCGUUGUGCAGAGUCUUUGGGGCUGGGGCACGGAUGUGUAUUUGACCCUACAAGGAGUUGGAAAGAUCGAGUAAUUACUUAAUGUUGGCUAUCGAGCUAUUGAAUAUCAUACCUGUUCACAUUCAUGAUUGCUAUUUAUUUCCUGCAGAUUUGGCAUGGAGCUAAUACAUUAAUACUGCGCGCGCACAAUGUGUAUGUACGUAUCUUAUGGACCUAUACCACAGCACAAUAUUAUGCCAUUUUGGC